ACAGACAGACAAACAGACAGACAGACACGCAGCACACACAUUCGUCACGCACCAAUCGCGGUCUGAGUUCGAGCCGGAUAGAGCGGCUGGCAUCAGGAACAGACUUGACUGCUCGAAGCACAUGUCCGCCUCGCACUCCCCUCUGACCCCCCCGUCCGAGGGCGGCUCCCUCGACACCUUGGAUUCCUCCCUGGCGGGUGCCUCUGCGAAGGGGGCACUCUUCUCCCGGCACCUGGCUGCUCUGGCCGAAUGCGAGUCUGCGGCUCGGGCACUCACGCCGGAUGCCGAUCUCCAGGAAUGGCUGACUACGGCGCGGGCCGCGGCCUUGGCCGCCGCCACCGAUGCCCGGGGCGCCCUGACAUCCUCCCCCCAGGCCGGGGGUCCAUCCAGCGAGCUGCUGGCCCUGCGAGCAAGCCUGUUCGAGCCGCUGGCCGCGCGGCUGCUGCGGCUGCUCUACGGCCUGGAGGCCGGCACCGAGCCCGAUGGGCCCCGCGUGGCACUGAUCCCCCUGGCGGCGGAGUCCCCUGGCGAGGGUGACAUCCUGCGCUUUCUGGCCAUUUGCCCCUAUCGCACCCUGCGCCUGUGUUCCAACUUGCUGGCCUCCUUCUCGCUCGGCGGGUCGGGCCCCGGGCCGGCCGCCAUGCGCUUUGCCCAUGGCCUCGUGCGGGUCUUGCGCGGGGCGGUCUUCCCGGGCCCCGGUGCCCUGGUCGCCCUGCUGGAGGAGAUGGCCCGGCCGGAUGCCGCCGAGUUCACCGCCUUCCAUGUUGACGGCGUCACGGCGGACCCCGCGCCGGUGCCUCUUGCCCAGCUGACCGCCGGCUUCCAGGCCGUGGCCACCAUUCCCGACCGGCUGUUGCGCCUCUUCCCGGCCGGGGUGGACGACUUCUUUUGGCCGGACCACUUCUACCAAUACCUGAGCUCGGAGAUUGCCCGGGCUUCGGUGGCCGGGGCUCUUGCCACUGCCCCGGCACACUACCUGGCGGGAUUCCUGCUGGCCGGGCUGCUUCAACGUGGGGCCGCCCUUCCCGGCGGUGACGCCAUGCCCGAGAUCCUGCCGACGGGGCUGUCGCCGGCCGAGCAGCACGCCAUCCGGCGCCUCUUCCAGCAUGGGCCGCCGUCCACCUUCCGGGGGAACCCCUGUCUCGGGGCCGCGGUGGCCGGGGCCGCGGUGGCCCUCCUGUCACCGGGCCCCGGGCCCCAUGCUUCUGGGGGCUGCCUCUGGCGCGGCAUGGCUGCCCACCCCUCGGCCCGGACCCCCGGGUCGCCACACCACCAGUGGCUGCGUGCCUGCUUGGAACUGGCCGGGGCCAUGUUGACUGGUGCCGGGGACUUCUGGCCGGUGGCUGGCCAGCCGGCCGGCUCGCUGGUAUGGCUGCUCACCGGCCAGGCACCGGAGGCCGCUCCUCUGGCUGCGCCGCCUGCUGCCGCUGCUGCCACGGCUGCCGGGCCAGCCCUGCUGGCUGCCUAUUUGGCCGUGCUGGACCGCCUGGACAUUCGCCAGGCACUGCUGGGAAAGGGCCCACACCUGGCGGCCCCCUUCUCGGGCUUGCGCCCGGCCGUCGCCUUUCUCGGGGAGAACUUGCUCCCCGCCUCGACCAAGGACUGGACACUUAUCGGGAUUCUCCCGGCGCUGGGCUUCGCCGCGGCCGUCGGGCUGGCCGCGCGCGGCACGGCGGAUCUCCUGCGCACGGAGCUGGCCUACUUGAUGCCGGCAUGGGCCCGUCUUUGUCGCGCCGGCGAGCCGGCACAAACCCUCGUGCUCGGCUGUGCGAUGCUCCUCAUGCUGGCCUUCGCCACCGGGCCACCGGGCAAGUGCCCGGCGAAUGCCCGGACACUGGGUGGUCUGGCUUCCGGCCGGCCGGCCCUGCUGGACCACUCGCAAGUGAUCGACGCCCUGUCGCCGUGUGUGGAUGCCCUGAGCGUCGGGGCGGCAAGCCUGUCGGACUCGAUGCGGUGCUUUGGCCUGGCUUGCGUUGAGGAGGUGGUCCGGUUCCUGGCCAAUGCCGGCGACGCCGGCGUCGAGCUGUCCGUGGACUUCGAGCUGCCGAAUGGCGAUCCCUUUGUUCGGGUGGCGCGCUUGCUGGCCGGACUUCGGCCAGCCACGCUGGACACCGUGCCGGCCUUUGGCCAGGGUCUGUGCCGGGAGCUUCUGCUUGUCUCGGGCCCCGCGCACGGGGUGGCCCCGUGCGAGGGACUGGCGGCGCUGCGCCGCACGGCACACCAGCCACCGCCGAGCCCCGGGCCGGCCCCAGGCCUCGCCACUGCCGAGGCCGCGGGCGGCCCCACCGGCCAACCGGACCCGGACCCGGACCCGGAGGAGGACGAUGUGUUUGCCUCGUACGCCGCGCCGGCCGGCGCUCGGGCAGCCCCCCCCACCGGCCAGCGCAUCCUCCACUUGGCCCAGUGCUCCGACGUGCUGGCCACCCUGGCGGCCUUCUCCCAAACGUCGGGCGCCGGGGCGGCGGCCGCUCGGCGUGGACCGGUGCUGGAACGCGUGCGCCCGGGCGAUGAUGACGACCCGGCCGGGCCCGGGGACCUGGGCACCGGCGGCGGCCCGGCCGAGGGGGAGGACCCCUGGCAAGACCCGGGGUAUGUGGCCGGCCGGGCACGGGCCGCCCUGGAAGCGGUGGCCCGCAUCGCCGGGAGCUUCCCCCCGGGCGGGGGCCCCGGCUUCCAGGCGACCACGGCCCGAGGCCUGGCCCGGCAGGUGGCUCUCCUGUCGGACAGCUACGGCACCGGGGCCCUGCUGGCGGCCGAGGCAGUGCGCAACCGGCCGGCCGGCGCCCGUGCUCCCUCCUCGGCCGAGGUGGCCCUGCUGGCGGAUGCCCUUUUCGAGGGGCUCCAAGCCCGGGCGCUGGUGGCCCUGGUGGUGGCCUGGCCCACGGCCGCCGGGGCCGAUGGGCUCCUCUGGGAUGUGGCCCUGGCCGGGGGGCCGUCGCAUGCCGGGGCCCCGGUGCGCAUUGGCCAUGAGGCCCGCGUGCGGGCCCUCAACGCCACCCUGCAGGCGGUGGCCCUGCUGGCCGGCUCGGCGGACUCGCCGCCGGGCAUGGGCCUCCCCGGGGCGGGCCCGCCCCCGGGCCCGGGCCCCGCCCUGCCGAAGGGCACGGUGUGGCGCUCAAGUCGCCUGGAUGGCCCCCGGUCGGGGCCUCUGGCGGCCGGGCGCACCCGGCGCCGGCAUUUCGCGGCCCUCGGCCCGCGGCUCCUGCGGCCGCUGCUGCUUCUUUUCUCCUCCACCGGGCCCCUGGCCGGGGGGGAUCCGGCGCCGAUGCCCGGCCCCGAUGGCCGCCCCUCCGGGCCCCGGCGGGAGGUCCUCGGCGACACGCCCGACCCCCUGGCCCGAGCCCUGCGCAUUGUGGGCGAGGACGCCGGCCGCGCGCCCGGGCCCGCCGCCUCCACCCCCCUGACCAUGCUGGGCGCCGGUGUCGGUGCCGGUCCCCCGUGGCUCCACUCGCCGAUGGUGGCCGCCGCGGCAUUGACCCUGGCCGCGGCGCUCACACACGCCUGGGCCGCCGAGGAGCUGGCCGACGCGUCGUCAGGGGCCUUUGCCCUGCUGGAGCUGGCCCAACACUCGGUGCUCCCGGCGCUGGAUGCCCCUGCUGGUGGCCCGGCCGCCGACCGGCUGCGGCCCUGGGCCGACCAGCUGCGCGCCGCCCUGCUGGACUGCCUCCAGGCCGCCGGCCAUUGCAUUGCGCAGGGCGCCCGGGCCGCCGGGCCGGGGUCGCUGCUUCCGGAUGUCGAGGCCCUGGCCGGGUCCCUGCGCGAUGAUGCCCUGGCCGGGCUGGGGCUCGGGCGUUUCCUCCUGGACGCCGGGGCCGCCCUGACCGGCCAGCCGGCCGUCCCCGGGGCCGGGCUCAUCACGGCCACCGUCCGUCAGACGCAUGCCGAGGAGCGUCGCAUCGCCGGCGUCGAGGCCCUGCGUGACUGGUGCAUCCGCUUGGCCGACUCCCCGGAUCACUCGAACUCCCAACGGAGUGCGGCGGCCGCUGCCGCCCUCGCUCUGGACGCUGCGUGGAAGGCGCUUUGCGGUCUCGAGCUCGAGGAUUACCACCACCAGUAGCCGUUCAGAUGCCGGGCGAUCGGCGCCAGUGGCUGGCCAUCCGAUCGUCCCCCCGCCCCCCCCGCAUACACACCCCUCCUUGUCCCUACGCCCCCAGACACACGCCAAACCCCCCCCCCCCGCCCACCCGCCCCCCCCCCGGGGCCCGGGGGCGCCUGUCCGGGUGGGGGGGGGGG
Messenger RNA from Fonticula alba, 4233 nucleotides. RefSeq lists its product as hypothetical. The record is from RefSeq and is a predicted model, not a curated record. Bases 122 to 4057 code for a protein of 1311 amino acids. The transcript has 6 exons. Lineage: Eukaryota; Rotosphaerida; Fonticulaceae.